Molecule: messenger RNA, 3236 nt
Organism: Maylandia zebra (zebra mbuna)
Lineage: Eukaryota; Metazoa; Chordata; Actinopteri; Cichliformes; Cichlidae
Gene: gucy1b1
Product: guanylate cyclase 1 soluble subunit beta 1
Biological process (GO): cGMP biosynthetic process; response to oxygen levels
Cellular component (GO): guanylate cyclase complex, soluble
Molecular function (GO): guanylate cyclase activity; heme binding
Source: RefSeq, a predicted model, not a curated record
ACGGGAGCUGGACCCAGAGACAGUCAGCAUCUGUACCAAACGAUGAAGAUUUUGCUGGAUUCUAAUAAUUUUGCUCAAAAAUAAAGAAAACGAGAAACAGCGGACAUCAUGUAUGGUUUUGUGAAUCACGCCCUGGAGCUCCUCGUUUUGAGGAAUUACGGUCCGGAAGUGUGGGAAGACAUCAAGAGGGAGGCUCAGCUUGAUAUUGAGGGCCAGUUCCUCGUUAGAAUCAUAUAUGAGGAUGGCAAAACAUAUGAUCUUGUUGCAGCUGCAAGCAAAGUUCUCAAAGUUGAUGCGGGAGAGAUCUUGCAGAUGUUUGGCAAGAUGUUUUUUGAAUUUUGCCAGGAGUCAGGAUAUGACACCAUCUUACGCGUGCUGGGCUCAAACGUUCGUGAAUUCCUGCAGAAUCUGGAUGCUCUCCACGAUCACCUGGGCACCAUUUAUCCCGGGAUGAGGGCUCCCUCGUUUCGCUGCACUGAUGCAGAGAAAGGAAACAAUCUAAUUCUUCACUAUUACUCGGAGAGAGAAGGCCUGCAAGACAUAGUGAUUGGCAUCAUUAAAACCGUCGCUCAGCAAAUCCACGGAACAGAGAUAGAGAUGAAGAUGAUCCAACCCAAAAAUGAGGAGUGUGACCACAUCAAAUUUCUGAUUGAGGAGAAGGAGUCAGAGGAAGAGGCGUUCUACGAAGAUCUCGAUGGCUUUGAAGAGAACGGCACGCAGGAGACUCGAAUCAGCCCGUACACAUUUUGCAAGGCCUUUCCAUUCCACCUCAUGUUUGACAAGGACCUGAUGCUCACACAGUGUGGGAACGCCAUAUACCGAGUCCUGCCACAGCUCCAGCCGGGUACCUGUAUCCUUCCUUCAGUUUUUUCUUUGGUACGUCCUCACAUUGACUUCAGCUUUCACGGCAUCCUUUCCCACAUCAACACUGUCUUCGUUCUUCGUAGCAAGGAGGGCCUGCUGAAUGUGGAGACUGUAGAGAAUGAGGACGAGCUGACGGGGGUGGAGAUCAGCUGUCUGAGACUGAAAGGACAGAUGAUUUAUUUGCCAGAGGCUGAGAACAUCCUUUUUCUUUGCUCACCCAGUGUUAUGAACUUGGACGAUCUUACACGGCGGGGACUCUACCUAAGUGACAUCCCGCUGCAUGACGCCACGCGCGACCUGGUGCUGCUGGGCGAGCAGUUUCGUGAGGAGUACAAACUGACCCAAGAGCUGGAAAUCUUGACGGAUCGCCUCCAGCACACACUCCGAGCCCUGGAGGACGAAAAGAAAAAGACAGAUAGAUUGCUCUAUUCUGUCCUGCCACCAUCUGUUGCCAAUGAGCUGCGACACAAACGCCCGGUGCCGGCAAAGCGCUAUGACAACGUGACCAUCCUCUUUAGUGGCAUUGUCGGGUUCAAUGCUUUCUGCAGCAAGCACGCCUCAGCUGAAGGAGCCAUCAAGAUCGUCAACCUGCUCAACGAUGUUUACACACGCUUUGACAUUUUGACAGACUCUCGGAAGAACCCUUAUGUAUACAAGGUGGAAACAGUCGGUGAUAAGUACAUGACGGUUAGUGGCCUGCCCGAGCCGUGCACGCACCACGCAAAGUCGAUCUGCCACCUUGCUCUCGACAUGAUGGAGAUUGCUGGACAAGUGAAAGUGGAUGAUGAACCAGUGCAGAUUACUAUUGGGAUCCACACAGGAGAGGUGGUGACCGGAGUCAUUGGGCAGAGGAUGCCCAGAUAUUGCCUUUUUGGAAAUACGGUCAACCUCACAAGCCGUACAGAGACGACGGGUGAAAAAGGAAAAAUAAACGUGUCUGAAUAUACGUACCGGUGUUUGCAGUCUGCCGAGAAUGCCGACCCUCAGUUUCAUCUGGAGUAUCGGGGCCCGGUCACCAUGAAAGGAAAGAAGGAGCCAAUGAAGGUGUGGUUUCUUUCCAGGAAGCCCACAGACGCUUAAGGCUCAUCGAAGGAUUGCAUUAAUGCGGUCAUGUCCUGUCACAUUUUGACACAGGGAUGGGUUGGAUCAGGUGACACAUAUGCAGAUAUUUUUAUUAUGAUGAAACACAUUUGUCUAUCCGAACACCCGCCUCUCUCUACGUACCCAUGGUCUGCCAUUACAUUUUAUAGCUGUGUAGCGUUUCAUCGAGAGGUCCGUGAUACAGUAUUUGGUGCAGUCAAGUUUGAUACGUUUGAUACAUACAAAGUGGUGUAUUAGACUACACACUAAAGGUUUUAAUAAACAAAACAAUUUCCAUUUAUUGAUUAUUUUUAUUUUAGUUUCCAUUUUUGUCUGCCGUGUUUGUGUAGUGUGAAGCGUGCCAAAAAAAAGACAAUUUAUAGCCAAAUUAAGUAAUUUCAGAGUAUACUUUAUUUUAUCAUCAUCAUAUUAAAUUUUACAGGUACAGAAUAUAUUAAAUGUAAGUAAAAAUUGGACUAAUUAGUUUAAUGAAAAUGACUGUAGAGCUUACAUUAUUGUCCUUGUUCACCAAAUGUGAGAAUUUAUAGUUUUACACUGAAUAUAUUACACUGGCUUCAAGAUUAUUAUAACAAAUGAGAAUUUAGAUUUAGACUAGAUAUUAUUAUAUAUAUAAUACUGAUGUCAAAUCUGUAUCAUAAAAACUACUGUGCCAACUACAUUCAUAUACAGUUUUACAUUACACAGACUUACUUGUAUUUUUAAAAGCCACAAAUCAUAAAGCAUUUGAGCCAUUAGUUCUUCACAUGUACCCAUUACUUAAUUAUUAAAAUACCCUUAGUAUUAAAAGCACUUAACACUAUUUUAUAUAUUUAUGUUACCUCUGUACACAUUGCACAAUCACCUCAUGUCUGCUUAAAUGAUAUUGAAUGCUAUUUUCAGUUCUACUGUAUGUUACUGAGAUAAAGCUACAUAUUUAUUAUGUCAUGUUACUUUGUAUUUAUUCCUUUUUUGAGAAAAGAACUGUUAUUACUUUUAGAAAUGAAAAAAGAAAACGUAUGGUAAAUUUUGCUAUGUAUGACACUACUUUGUGCCUCCAUCACAUGUUGGAUUAAUCUCACUUGAGUAUAUGUACUGUACGAUUUUUCAACAUAUUUUCCAAAUUCACUAUUAAUAAACUAAACACAGUGUCCUCCGAGGUUUAAUGUGUGACAACACACAGGUGCCUCUUGUGUUAUAAGAGUGCAUUUCUGUGCUUGUAGGACAUCUUGUUUUAUCUGGUGUUUAUUUUGGAGGUAACUAAUAAAUAAUGUGGACAAGUGUGGAUUACUUGA